AUGAAACCCUUACUCAGACAAAUCAGCCUAACCACAAACCGAUUGACCCGCUUUUACUCUUAUAGAAUGAGCUCCGAAUCCCCAUCUUACACCAAGAAGAUCCAAAGCGCUCUCAGCGACGCCUCACUAAAACUUAACCAUACUUGUCUCCGGAUUAAAGAUCCGCAACGUAGUGUUGAUUUCUACAAGUCGAAGUUUGGAAUGGAGCUGCUGGGCCACAAGAAAUUUCCCGAGAUGAAGUUUGACUUGUAUUUUUUGAGUUUUCCCAAGUCGGACCUCAAGCAUAACAAAGAGGGAGAGGUGGACGUCUUUUGCGAAAGAGGUAUUCUGGAACUGACCCAUAACUAUGGCUCGGAGUCCGAUCCAGAAUUCAAAGUUAAUAAUGGUAACGAGGAGCCCUACCGUGGAUUUGGCCAUAUUUGCUUUUCUGUCGCAGACAUCGAAAAGACCUGUGCAGAUCUCGAAGCCAAAGACGUGGCGUUCAAGAAGAAGUUGACCGACGGUCGCCAGAAGAAUAUUGCAUUUGCGUUGGAUCCAGACGGAUACUGGAUUGAGCUAGUUGCUUACAACAGGCCAGACCAGGCCACUACACAUAGCGACGUGGGAUACAGAUUCAACCAUACCAUGAUCAGAGUCAAAGAUGCCCAAAAAUCCUUGCAUUUUUAUCAGAACGUACUUGGCAUGAAGUUGUUAGAUGUCAGCAAGCAUGAAAACGCCAAGUUCACGCUGUACUUUUUGAGCUACAAGCCAGACGAGCCCAGGUGGUCUCAAGAGGGUGUUUUAGAGCUCACCCAUAAUUGGGGCACUGAAAGCGAUCCCGAAUUCAAAUACCACAAUGGGAACGAAAAACCUCAGGGCUACGGCCACGUCUGUAUCAGCUGUGAAGAUCCCGAAACCCUAUGCAAGGAGAUCGAGACCCAGUACGGUGACCAAAUCGCAUGGGGCGUCAAAUACAACCAAGGUAAAAUGAAAAACUUGGCGUUCAUCAAGGACCCCGAUGGAUACGCUAUUGAAGUCGUUCCUCAUGGGCUAUGUUGCUAA
This is a messenger RNA of Lachancea dasiensis, 1041 nucleotides long. The record is from the annotation of a GenBank genome assembly. NCBI's taxonomy places the organism in Eukaryota, Fungi, Ascomycota, Saccharomycetes, Saccharomycetales, Saccharomycetaceae.